This is a messenger RNA of Fundulus heteroclitus (mummichog), 1611 nucleotides long. It is a transcript of the gene nceh1a, whose product is annotated as neutral cholesterol ester hydrolase 1a. The transcript is spliced from 5 exons. Gene Ontology annotation, molecular function: carboxylic ester hydrolase activity. The record is from RefSeq and is a predicted model, not a curated record. The coding region runs from base 84 to 1343 and encodes 419 amino acids. Lineage: Eukaryota; Metazoa; Chordata; Actinopteri; Cyprinodontiformes; Fundulidae. Gene Ontology annotation, cellular component: membrane.
CCCCCCCGGCAGGAACACAUAAAGUGUCUCACAUCUGGAUCGCAGCAGUUUGUGGGACACGGGAGCUUGAGGGACAGGGGAAGAUGAGGCUGAAGGCUGUCUUCGUUACGGUGCUGCUGGCUGCAGCGAUCUCCUAUUACGUCUACACGCCGCUGCCUGACGCCAUCCAGGAGCCCUGGAAGCUGAUGUUAGUGGAUGCUGGGUUUAGGACAUGCAUAAACCUGAUUGCUUUGAAAAACCAGCUCGGUCUCGACCGUUACGUCACGUGGUUCAGGCACUCACUGGAGGGCUCCUUCUCCUUGCUGACGGCGCUUUGGGGCUCCGCGCCUCCUGCCGGGGUCGUCCCAGGAGUGAAGGUCAGCGACGUCGCCUUCGCCGGCAUCCCAGUGAGAGUUUACGAGCCGCCGGCUGGAGGGGAGGGUCACCUGAGGAGAGGCUUGAUGUAUUUCCACGGAGGAGGCUGGGCCCUCGGAAGUGCCAAGAUGGGGGCCUACGAUAAAAUGAGCCGCGUGAUUUCAGAUGAGCUUAACACCGUUGUGGUCUCCGUUGAGUAUCGUCUGUUUCCAGAGGUACACUUUCCAGAGCCGUUUCUAGACUGUGCUGCCGCCGCCAAGCACUUCUUAUCUCCAGAGGUUCUGGCCAAGUACGCCGUCGACCCUGAGCGCGUUGCUGUGUCAGGAGACAGCGCUGGAGGAAAUCUGGCCGCCGCCGUGGCUCAGGAGAUUUCCACAGAUGAGAGCACGUCCGUGAAAUUCAGCGUCCAGGCUUUGAUUUACCCGGUGCUCCAGGCUCUGGACUUCAACACGCCCUCCUACGUGCAGAACCGUAACAUGCCCGUCCUCCCCCGGCCCCUCAUGGUCCAGUUCUGGCUGCAGUACCUCGGCGCCGACACCUCCCUGCAGGCCCAGCUGGUGGCGAACAACCACAGCGCCCUGCAACACUCGGCUCUCACCCCAGAGCUGAGGUCUCGUCUAGACUGGACCUCGCUCCUCACCGAGAAGUUCAAGAAGGGCCACGCGCCCGUGGUUGUGGACGGAGGCGCGCGCGGGCUUCUGAAGACGGUACCGGGGUUUCUGGACGCGCGGUCGUCGCCGCUGCUGGCCGGACCGGAGGUGCUGGCCAAAUGUCCGCGCGCGUACAUCCUAACGUGCGAGUUCGACGUGCUGAGGGACGACGGGCUGAUGUACGCCCGGCGUUUGCGGGACGCCGGCGUGUCUGUCGCCAGCGACUACUACCCGGACGGCUUCCACGGAUGUUUGAGCUUCACGUCCUGGCCGCUGGACUUCGACGUAGGGAGGAGGGCGAUGAGGGGCUACAUUAACUGGCUGCAGAAAAACCUGUAAGCGCCGGUUCAAGUUUGUCUUGGACUUUAAGCAGAUGCGCUUGCCCUUGCUCGGUAAGAGUUGUCGUACUAGAGGGCUUGCACAUUUUCGCUUUGUUUAAAAAAAUCUACAAUCUCAGCUCAGGGCCUCGAGGCGAAUGGACAUCCAAUAUCUGUAAAAGUGAAAUUCUGAUGAUAUUUUGAUAUAUAGUCUGCAGGCUGCAGGCACCAUCAUCAGUCUUAUUUCUGUAACCAACCAGGCAAGGAAUAAAGCACUUUUACAGCCAUAA